Molecule: messenger RNA, 2899 nt
Organism: Caenorhabditis angaria
Lineage: Eukaryota; Metazoa; Nematoda; Chromadorea; Rhabditida; Rhabditidae
Source: the annotation of a GenBank genome assembly
AUGGAUUAUCGUCGGAAAGUUUACCAUCGAAAUGGAAAUAAUGAGGAUAGAGCUAAACAAAUUCGAGAAAGUAUACGAGUUCGAUCAGCUUCAAGUUAGUUUGAUUUUAUUUUUGAAUAACGAAAAAGCAACAAAAAAAUUACAGAAAAAUUGAGCGAAUCGGUGAAAAAUAAGAGUGAAAGAUUUCGAGAGCGAGAAGAUGUUCAAAAUUUUAUAAAGAAGGCAAAUGAUAUAGCAGGAGGUGAUUAUGACGAAAAAUGUGCAUUUUUGAACACCGUCAAUCGAUUACUUCUUGAAACCAAGUUAGAAGUUUUCACCGAAACAAAUAUUUUUGAAGAUUUGUGUAGCUUGUGAGUAAAAUAUAAUAAUUUCAACAAAAAAAGAAAUUUGGUUUCAGAGUUCUAAUAUUUCUAAAAGACGACCAUCCUUGUAUCCGUGCAAUGUGCUUUCAUAUCAUUCGAAAAUCCUUAUUCCUUGAGAGACAUUUAGUGUAUCUUCUCCGAUCUCAUGUUGAUAUUUAUAUGGUUAGAGCUGUGGAUUUACAAAUUGAAAAUGAGCAAGAGAGAGUUGAAGCAUUUAAAUUGAUUACUUGGAUGAUGAAUACUUAUGAUGGGUCGAAAUUGCAAAUGAUGAUUGAUGAUGCGAAAAUGCAAGCAAAUGGAAAGUGAGGAAUUUUUGGGUUGAAAAUCUAAGUUGUCACGAUUUACCCAUGAAAUUCCUAAUUUUCAGAAAAUAUGCGUUUCCUAAAAGUAUAAUGCAACCAAUCAUUUCAAUUGCUCUCGAUGUUUUUCAAAAAGAAAAAUUGAAAGGAGAAGAUGAUUCUACAAAAAAGAAUGAACCUGUUGAUAGGUGUGUUUCAUUAAUUUUGGUUAUUCAAUGUUUGCAAAAUAGUUAACUUUUCAGAAUGUCGAUGCCGUGUGUCGGGUUAUUUCUUGAAUUCUGUCUAUCCGAACCUGAUUUAAUUCUAGAAAUGGCUGGAACAGAUUGGAUGGUUCGUGUAUUGACUGGCGUUUCAACAUUGAGUCGACGAAUUGUUUUGCUGGUUUCACAGGUUCUUGUGUUCUGGCUAGACAAUCCGCAUAUUCGACAAAAAGCUGAUCUUCAUAUGGUUCUUGAGCAAAUUUUUGCGCCACUAGUGGAAUAUGGAUUGUUUCAGAAGAAGGAUAAUAUGCAAAUUAAGAAAGUGUUAGUUGAAGUUUAUUCUCCUUCUGCUUCUAAUAAUAAUAAAAAUAAUAUUCUAUUUCAGAGAUGAUAAUGUUUAUGAUGUUCUUGAGAAUUUCAAAGCCUCAUUUAUGGUUCUUCUAAGAUCUUGGCCUGGUCUUUUUGCUUGUGCAGCUGUUGGACCGAAUUCAAGUAUCAUUGGAACAUCACCAUUGAGAUUGUUGGAAUAUUUAGGACUAGGAACUGUGGAAAAUGAGAAUCUUGUUCGAAUUCGUGAAAUUAUUGUUGAAAUGUGCUGUGAGUUUGGAGAUUUGCCGUAUUCUAGCAAGAAUUUUGAAUCAUGGGAUGAGGCGCUCGUUUUUUACAGUGAGUUUUUGUUUGUGAAAAGUUUCUAGAUUUAAAAAAAAUUAAAAUUUCAGAAAGUAUGCAUCUACCGGAUAAAUAUAAAUCAUCGUUGAAAAAUGAUUUUGUUGUUGCUCAAAAUGAUGCUCGCAUGAGAAAUGAUGUGGUGGGUUUGGGUUUUGGGAAAAACUUUGAGAUUGAGAAGAACAUUUUCCUUGUAAAAUCGGAAAUUCUGGACAACCAGAAAAUUCAGAAACUUUAGGCAAAACUCAGAAAAACUUAAUAUUUAUAGGACCGCAAAAAGCCAACAUUCGACAUCCAUGCAGCUUUCCGAUGUUUAUCAACAUUUGUUCUCAUCAAUGCAAGUCUUCCACAAUCAUUAGCUCGUCUAAUUCUAGCUCAACCUGAUUCAUCAAGUGGUCUCAAAGCCACUCUUCUUCUUGCUGAUAUGCUUCGAAAUGCUCCAUCACAUGUUCCAGUUGGAUAUCGAGCACCAGUUUUAUCGAUGCCAACAUUGGUACAAAGUGCUUGUGAGAAUUUGAUACAAAGUAGAGCAUCGGCUGCGAUAAAUGGAAAUUUUGAUAUAAAAGCGGAUGAGAGUUAUACAUUUAUUAAUGCACAAAAUGCUGAACUUGUACUUCAUCGAUUUGAUCAAUUAAAUCAGUCAUGGAUUCGAUCAUCAACGAAUUCUGCUACAAUUAUGAGAGAAUCAGAUCUUCAUAUUUUUGUUCAAAAUAUGCAACCACCUUUGAUUGUAACACAACCUAAAGAAAAAUCAAAAAGACCUACAGUAACUGAUAUUUUUGAAGAAGUUUCGCCUGGAAAAUUGACAGAAACUGUACUCGAAGGACCAUAUGAUAAAAACAAAUUAAUAUUAAUGGAUGAUUUUGAUGAUUAUGAUUAUACACGAAAAAGAGGAUUGAGUUUCGAUUCGAUGGAUAGUAAUUCAACAAGUGAUUUGCAAGAACAAGAUGGAAGUAUUAAUUGGAAUCAAACUGAAUAUUUCAUUGAAAAAUUGGAAAAUGAUACAAAUGAGGAAAUUGUGAAAGAAUUUCAGACAUAUUCCACGCAGCAAUUUGUAUCAAACCUGAUUUAUUAUAUUUCUCCCCCAACCAAAAAAUAUUUGGAAAAACAACAUGUGAUUGUGACGAAAAGUUUGAUUCGUCUCAUUUUACGAAUUAUUCCGAGAUUCAGCGAUGGUUUGAGACAUGAUUAUUGCGCGAUUUUUCAUCGAUAUGUUCAAAGUUUUCGAACGGCUCUAGAAGAUUCGACGGUUUUUUCGCCCAGAAAUCUGACUUAUACAACAAAUAUGUAUCAUUUUGCGAUAGUUGGAAGUUUUACUAUUUCUUCGAUUGGACUUGGAAUUCUCAAUGAUGUUGGGAUUUUGCAUUUGUGA